CUGUGACUCCGAGGUCGGCGGCGGCUCCUCCAAGCAGCUCUACGGUACAGGAGAGAAAGAGCGCCCCAGUAACCCUCAACUGCCGCCGCCUCCUCCACGGUCGCUACCUCCACUCCUCCUAGCUUCACGAUCAAGGCACCAAUCUCCUUCCUCCCGUCCUUUCCCCACCCUCCCAGCUCUCUAACGCUCCCUCCCUUCCUGUUCUCCUCCCCAAAUUUUAUGCCUCCUCUCUCAAACUUAGCCAAACUUUCCCCAGCACCGCUGGGACGCACGGCUGUAUUUCUUAGGGAGGGGGGAGGAGAAGGAGGAGUCUUUUUUCUUCUCUCUCUGUUUGCUGCUCCCCAACCGAGCUUAAGCCACCAUCCCGAUUCUCCCUUCUCUCUCUACGCACACACCCACCCUCUCCAAUUAUGAUCAUUAUUGGCAGCGAUCGGUGUUCUCUAUCACCUUAAACUUUCUUUCCCUGCUGUUUGGAUCCUUUGGUUAAGAAGGAAACUUUUGUCUAUCCAUCGUUGGAGUUUCUUCGGGGAUUUUUGUGUGUGUGUGCUUUGCAUAAAAGCUUACUUUUUCGCGUUGGGGGCGGGGAAAGGAAGGGAUCCCAGUGAAGGAGGCGUAUUGGGGAGGAGAACCCAAAGACAUGUGAAACAGAACUGCAAGGAGAAACAGACUUAACCUCACACAAACCUACCUCAGUACAGAUGCCCUUUUUGGAGCCCUUCUUUCAGUUCCCCAUCUUGGGACACAAAGGAUUGCUGUAGGGAUCUGCCUUUGGCAUGGGCAGCUUUUCCCGAACCUGGAGGAGCGAUAUUCAACUCUCCCUUGUGAGAAGAUCUAAAGUGUGAGAAGGCAAAGGGACACUUUUCCUUUUGCCCAGCAGUCAUGCCUUUUGGGUUGAAAUUGCGAAGGACCAGGCGUUACAAUGUCCGGAGCAAAAACUGUUUCAUGAUUCGGAUUCGCUUAUUGAACAACAGCGUGAUUGAGUGCACACUCUCUGUGGAGAGUACUGGACAAGAAUGUCUGGAGGCCGUGGCUCAGCGGCUGGAAUUACGAGAGACACACUAUUUUGGCCUUUGGUUUCACAGCAAGAGCCAGCAAGUGCGAUGGGUGGAACUGGAGAAGCCUCUGAAGAAGCAGCUGGACAAGUUUGCCAACGAGCCUUUGCUUUUCUUUGGGGUCAUGUUCUAUGUGCCAAGCGUGGCCCGACUACAGCAAGAAGUCACAAGGUACCAGUAUUACCUACAGGUAAAAAAAGAUGUUCUCGAUGGACGAUUGCGAUCUUCAUGGGAACACGGGAUAAGAUUAGCCGCACUGGCGGUUCAAGCUGAUUUUGGAGACUACCAUCAAUUUGAAUCUCAUGAUUUUCUCCGGGAAUAUGUUUUGUUUCCUAUGGACUGGACCCAAGAUGAAGCAGCCCUGGAGGAGCUGACUCAGAAGGUAGCUCAGGAACACAAAAAUCACAGUGGUAUCUCUGCAGCAGAAGCGGAAUUUCUCUACAUCAGCGAAGUCGAACGACUAGAUGGGUUUGGGCAGGAAAGUUUCCCUGUGAAGGACAAUCAAGGAAAUGACAUGCACCUUGGAAUUUUCUGCAUGGGAGUUUUUGUAAAGAACAGAAUGGGAAGGCUCACGGUGAUCUACAGGUGGAAUGAUAUUGGGAAUAUAACCCACAACAAGUCUUCAAUUGCUGUGGAACUGCUCAACAAAGAAGAAACUGUGCUCUUUCAUACGGAUGACCUUGAAAAUGCCAAGUAUAUUUCACGGCUCUUUGCUGCGAAGCACAAGUUUUACAAGCAAAACAAAAUCUGCACAGAACAAUCAAAUUCUCCUCCUCCUAUCAGGCGGCGGCCCACCUGGAGUAGAUCAUCCUUGCCAAGGCAGCACCCAUUUAUUAUGCCACCUAUGCACGUCCAGUGUGGAGAACAUUACACUGAAGCUCACAAUUCACAAGACAGCAUUUUUCAUGGAAAUGAAGAAAUGUUUUACUGCAGAUCUCAGACUAGCUUGGACCGGUGUGCAGUGGACUUCAGCUACUUGAACGGCAAUGUCCCAAAUGGCAGCGUGUGCAGCGCCCAGAGUAUGAACUCUCUCAACCACUCGCAGAAUUUUGUUCAGGCUUCUCCUGUGUCCUCCAACCCCAGUAUCCCAGGAAGUGACAUCAUGAGAGCAGACUAUAUCCCAAGCCAUAGGCACAGUGCAAUCAUUGUACCUUCCUAUAGGCCAACACCAGACUAUGAAACUGUAAUGAGGCAAAUGAAGAGAGGGGUCGUCCAUGCUGACAGCCAAAGCCAGUCCUUGAGGAACCUCAAUAUUGGGAACACUCAUGCCUACAACCAACCCAAAGACCUUGUGUAUAGUCAACCAGAGAUUCGGGAGAGGCCUCCUUAUGCCAUUACAUAUGGGCCUCAAGGCACUUACAAGAAACAUGUGGCGCCCUCUGAGCAAGUGAACCCUGUAAAUGCUGCACAGCCAAAAACAGCAGCCAGUGCCAUUUCCCACACCGUUAGCACACCAGAGCUAGCCAACAUGCAGCAGAGGUGCAGCACGGCACACAUAUUAAAGAACUAUCUUUUCAGGCCCCCACCCCCGUAUCCACGCCCCCGCCCUGCUACCAGCACCCCCGACCUCGCGAGCCACCGCCACAAGUAUGUUAGUGGCAGCAGCCCUGACCUGGUCACUCGGAAGGUCCAGCUUCUGGUGAAGACUUUCCAAGAGGAUAGCUCACCGGUUGUCCACCAGUCUCUUCAGGAAGUUAGCGAGCCCCUUAUGGCGGUCAAACAUCACGUCAACAAGCGCCACAGUUUGGAAGUCAUAAGCAACAUGGUGCGCGGUAUAGAAGCGAUGGCUUUAAAGAGUCUGAAUGCUCCUCUGCCGCGCAGGAAUACUUUACGUGAGCAGGUACAGCCAGAGGAUGUGGUGCAGAGGGGCCAUGAGGUCCAACAGCUCCCUCGCUACCAACACAAGAAGACCUUCUCAGAUGCCACAAUGCUGAUACACAGCAGUGAAAGCGAAGAGGAUGAAGAAGCUUCGGAAUCUGUGCCUUCUAUGGCGGCGCUCCAUGAAAACAUGGAGUACAGCGCUCAGCUGCAAGCUGCCUUGGCUAGAAUACCAAAUAAACCUCCCCCUGAGUAUCCUGGUCCCAGGAAAAGUGUUAGCAACGGAGCCCUGCGGACUGAUCAGAUGAAUGUUUCACUGGCUGUGUCUCGAGCCAAGGCUAUGAGGCCAGGGCCUGCAAAAGCCAUUAGCCUAUCAAGGACUGACCAAGCGGUUGUCAAUGGGUCUUCCCUUGGCCCGUCCAUCUCCGAGCCGGACCUCACAAUUGUCAAGGAAAGAGUCAAGAAAGAGCCGGUGAAGGAGAGGCCUGUGUCUGAAAUGUUUUCAAUUGAAGACAGUAUCAUAGAAAGAGAGAUGCAGUAUCUAGAGAAACAGAAGAUGGCAGGCCUGGAGGCCCAGAAGAGGCCCUUGAUGUUGGCAGCACUCAAUGGUCUCUCAGUCGCUCGAGUUCCAGUGCCUGAGGACAGCCAGGAUGAAGUAGUGAAGGUGCCAAUGGAUGAGCGGUGCAAAAUCUUGAGGAGAAAACUGGAAGAGGGGAUGGUAUUCACUGAAUAUGAGCAGAUUCCAAAGAAGAAGCCAGACGGAGUCUUUACCACAGCAUCACUUCCAGAGAACACGGAGCGUAACCGUGUCCGAGAAGUCAUCCCGUACGAGGAGAACCGCGUGGAGCUCGUCCCAACCAAAGAGAACAACACAGGCUACAUCAAUGCCUCACACAUCAAGGUUACAGUGGGUAGAGAAGAAUGGCGCUACAUAGCCACACAAGGACCUUUGCCACAAACAUGCCAUGAUUUCUGGCAAAUGGUGUGGCAAGAAGGGGUGAAUGUGAUAGCCAUGGUGACAGCAGAGGAGGAAAGAGGACGAACCAAAAGCCAUCGUUACUGGCCGAAACUUGGCUCCAAGCACAGCUCAACUACUUACGGGAAGUUCAAGGUGACCACCAAAUUCCGCACCGAUUCCGGUUGCUAUGCCACGACAGGUCUGAAGGUCAAACACCUGUUGCUGGGUCAGGAGAAAACGGUGUGGCAUUUGCAAUACACCGACUGGCCAGAUCACGGUUGUCCGGAAGAACAAGGCUUUCUCUCCUAUUUGGAAGAGAUCCAGUCUGUGCGCCGCCACACUAACAGCGUUCUGGACAGCAGCAACAAUUGCAACCCCCCAAUUGUAGUGCACUGUAGUGCCGGUGUGGGGAGGACAGGUGUUGUUAUAUUGACAGAACUCAUGAUUAGCUGCUUGGAGCACAAUGAGAGAGUGGAUGUUCCAGUGAUGCUGCAACAUCUGAGGGAGCAGAGAAUGUUCAUGAUCCAAACCAUUGCUCAGUACAAAUUUGUCUAUCAAGUCCUCAUCCUGUUUCUGCAAAACUCCAGACUCAUUUAACAAUUCAGAAGAGGCCCAACAGUUUUCCCCACACUUCACACAUAUAUGCAGGCCUUCUGAAUCUGGCUGAGAAUCACAUCCUCUACGUUGUUGUGGGGUGUUUUCUUUUUUCCUGUAUUUUGUGACAAAUACUUGGAAUCGACAGUGAAGAGACUCUGUUCCUCCUACAGAUUAUUUUAUAUGAGAUAAUUUAUUAUUAUUAUUUUUCCUUGAAAUGAUGUGUGAAUUUUCUUAAUUUGUGAAAUAUGUGAUGAUUUUGGAAUAAUUGAACCACAUUUGACAUGAGUGAUCUUCCUUACAACCUGACUUUAAAUGGGGAGAUGUUCCUAUCUGGCAGUGUUGUCUUGACCUAUGCAUUUCUAUAUGACAUGUGAGGCAGUGGUUAUUUUUAUUCUUUAAUUUGCAGAAAUAACGUUUUGUAACCUGUUUUCAAGGGCUGUAUGACUAGAAGACCAUACUAAAACUAUGGCUUUUGUCUAAAGCUGAAAGCAAAUAUAUUUCUGUAAUACUAUCUGGAGGGAAUAAGCUGUUGCCUUGUGUGAUACGUGCAGUGCAGUUCAGAGAAGCAGCAGACUUUCCAGUCUACUCUAGCGUCCAGGUGUUCAGCAUUGGGCAAGAAUGAUCACAACACUUUGGUAAUGAUUCAAAGCAAUACUUCGACACAUGCAGUUACAAAACAGCUCAGAUGUUGCAGUGGGAUCAGCCAUAGACAUUUUCCUCGUGGGUCCCGGAACCAUCUCAUCAAACUUUUGUCCCACAAAUGGUGUUGAGUCCUGACUCGAGAAAAUCAUCUCACCUGGCUUAGGAAAGAAUCACAUGAGUAGGAACGGACAAAUAAGUCUCUUUCUGACUUGUGUCAGUAUAUAGUAUGUGUUUGGUCAUAGGUCCAUUUCCAAGUUAAUCUGAUUUGUAAAAAAAACCCAAAGUAUCUAAAUAGGUAUUUAAAAGCAUAUUUUAUCACAAAAGAAAUGUAUGGCUUCUAAAUAUAUUUUACCCUAAAAUGCAUACUUUUAAAACAUACUUUGGUAGUUUUUUGAGCAGAGUACUAUAUAGCAGAAUUUAGAGAAGUGCAAAAUCUGAAGAGUAAUUCUGUUCUAAUCCCUGUAUUAGUCCAGGAAGGGCAAAUUAGGUCACUUCACUUUUAAAAAAUGCAGGCAGAAUAAAAUUCUCCUUUAGGGCAAAACAAAGUUGAGCCUAGAAGCCAGAAGCCUGUUCAUCUCUGGUAUAGAGGGUAAGCCACUGUGAAGUUCCUCUGAGCGAGCCAAUUCAAAAAAAUGGGAUUUACAGCUCCCACUCAUCUCAACAGGGCUUGCGGGUGCUAUAAUUAUUUAUGCCAUGAUUCCUACAAUUUGUUCUUAUGGUAAAGAAACAUGAGAAGUUGUCUUACAUUGUGAGUCAGACUCCUGGUCCACCUAGUCCAGUACUGUCUGUUCUGACCGGCAGUGGCUGUUUAAGGACCUCCUGCCAUUCAACUGGAAAACCUGAUGAUUGACCGUGGCAUUUUGUGCAUGAAGAGCAUGUUCUCUGCCACUAAGCUGUGCAUGGCCCCUCCUUAAACGACAUGUUUAUGUUAUUGAACUGUUGCUCUACAACCCUUUUCUUACUUGUUUCCAUGCUUGUAAUUUCAGGCAAUAGUGCUUAAGCAGCUAUUGCUGAGGGUGGGAGGCAGCUAGGGUGGUGGAGCUGAGGCACCCUGGAGGCCACCUACUUACCCAUAUAUCCUUGGGUAUAACAAAAAGCAGGGAUGAAUCCUGGAUUGAAAAAAAAUGAACCAAUCGUAUGCAUUCAGCUGACGAAUGGGUUCAUUUAUUGAUUAAGUGUGCAGGUGAGUGAGAACAGCAUUUCUGAAGGGGAAAGCAUUAAAAAUAAACAGCCCGCAUAUGCCAUAGUGCUUGCUUUCCAUCUACAGCCUUUUAUAAGUACCGUCAUCGUGUUUGUUUUUUUUAAAAAACAUCUCUUGGCAGUUUAAUUAAACAGGACUCUGAUUUUCAGAACAACCCUAUGGAGGGAGGAAGCUCCAUUUACCUUUUGUCUUCCCCCCCCCUUUUCCUUUGUUAGGAUUCUCCCCUUCCAUUGGAAUCAAUGCAAAUGAUUUUUUUUAAUCCCUUAGAAUUUCCCAUGGAAAUCCAGUGGAAGGGAAAAUAACUCUACUGGUGUAGUUCAUUCCCACCCCCAUUGCUGGGGCCCCUCUGGGAAUAAUGGGGCUUUGAAUCUACCAGAUCUAAAUCCUUCCCUGAUCCACCACUGACAUGCCUCUGGAAUGUGACCCCUUUUUGCCCUUGGAGCACCAAGGGCAUUUCAUCAAUGAUGGCAGACCUUUCCGCCAUGGAACUGCAGCUGCGGACCUCCUUUUCAGAUUGCAGAGAGGGAAUAUCCUGUGGCCUCCCAUCCACCCCGCUUGGGAGCUUUAGAUAUCUCCCUAAAAGUGUUUUUAAUCUUAUCUAUUUAUUUGAUGAGUUGAUUAAACUUUGUCCCCCUAAUAAAAAAGGUAAACAACCUUGCUAAAAAAAAAGAUAUUUCAAGUCACCCCAAACGAUUAAGAGAAGAAAGCACAGGGAAAAUCUCUUGCUUACUGGCCUUUAGAAAUCCUCUCACUUCUUUAGUUAACUCCAGUUUUCAGUCCGUCUCCUUGUCGAUGCCAACAUAUCUCUUGUUAAAUUAGCUGCAACCAUUUAAAGUCUUUUAGUGGCAUCUGCAUGAUAAUUGCACAGAGACGUUUUAUAUCUGGGAAGUCGGCCAAGGAAUAAACCUUGAAGCAAAGUGUAUUAAAUUAGUUAUCUCAUUAUAGCUUUUUGAAUAAUUUCCCAAUGAUGAAUUAAGUUUGAACCCAGAGCUGUCAAGUCCCAUUGCUCCAUUUGGCCUGACAGGUACAGAGUAAGAUGGGGAAAAUAAUCUAUUCCAUGGUCCAAUUACUAUGAGAUCUGGGUUGGAAUGGGUAUAUCCCGGGCUUUUCUAGAAGUGUGAAGGCAAAAAACCCAUCUUAUUUAAUAAGCAGGCAUAAUGGAUGCUAAAAGGGAAACAACGAGAAGCUGCUAAGGCUUUUUGCCACUGUGCGCACAUCUUGUACGCAAAAUUGCGAAGAAGAGCCUCCUGCAUCGAGUGAACAAUGCUCACGAGCAAGCCAAAUAGUUAUUAACAUAAUAAGCAACCAUUUUCAUGCUAUUCCUAAAAUGGGCGAUGGUGUUCCAAGUGACUUUCAUCUUUUGAUCAAACUGUAUGUUAAAUUUAGUGUGAUUUUCACAUUAGAUUUGACCUUGACAACUCUGUCAACAUCUUACUUAAAACAAGAGAUCCUUGCAUAUCUUCAAUAAUUCCUUUCUGCCCUUUAUUGUAAUGGUCAUCCCCGUGUCAGUAUUUUUUCCCCUUUUUUAAAUAAUUUGGAGGAUAGGGUGUGAAUUUGCUGUCAUUUGGCAAAGACAAAACUUAAGAUCAAGAUUUUUACUAGGUACUUUGUCAAACCCAUGUUCCCUUUAAGCUCACAUCCAAGGUUGGGAAUGACAGUUUCUGGUCAAAUUUCAUUCAUGUCAGAGUAAAUCAGAGCAGGACUUUUCAGAGGUUCAUUCCCAUUAGUUUGCUACAGUUUGGCUUACCUUGCUUUAUUAACACAAACGUGUUCAGUAGUCCCUAAUCCAGCUAAAGUUAGUUGAAAGCCACAUACCUGUUCAAGAACUCAUACAGAGAGGGCUGAGAGAAGCAAGUGUCAUCAAGAAAGCUUAAUUCUUGCCAAGUCCUCAUCAAACUUGGGAGUUUAAUAUGAACUGUUAUUCACCAAGUAUUUGUAUACAAAGUAAGUAAUGUUUAUAGUAACCCCAUUUCUCCCCGCAAUUUCAUGUUUUAGUAAAUUGCACUGUCUGACAGUUGACAUGUGCAUCCAAACCCCCUGACCUUUCUCUCUGGCUUGGCCAUUGUGGCUUCAUUGGUGAGAGGUUGUAUUAACUGUUAGGAGGCCCUUGUUGACAGCUGAAACAUAUAAGAUGGCAGCAGUAGGUUUGUGCCCUUUCCUAGAUAGGUCCAAUGUAACCACAAUGAUUCAUGUUUUAGUGACAUCCCAGAUUGCCUGACUGUAGCUCUUGGGGGUUACAGCUAGUCCAGAUUACAGAAUGAUGCUGGGAGAGGCCAUAGAGAGCAUGUGAUGCUGAUGUUGAAACAACUACAUUGGCUCUUACUUGGUUUCCUGGCCCAAUUCAAAGUGAUAGUGAUGACCUUUAAAGCCCUAUGUUAUCUGAGACCAGAAUGCCUGAAGACUGCCUUCUGUUAUCUCCUCAUACUUAAACUCUUCAUGAAAAGCCACACUCUGGCUUCUUCCACCAAGUGUACUUAUGGAUUAUCUUCUCCCAUACAAAACAUCAUAGAAGCUGAAAUCAUUUGAACCUAUUUUCUGAGUGCUGGUGUGUUCUAAGUUUGGAUAGGUGGCUACUGUAGAUAGGGGCCUUUUUAUAUGCUUGUAUCCUAAUUAUGAAAUCACUCGGGGCUCUACAUAUGGCACCGUCUUUAUUAUCUUUUAGACACCAGGCAAAAUCUCCUUUAUUCAUCCUUACCUUGGCAGCAUGGAGGCUCCCCAUGCAGUUGAGAACCCUGGAAGAACGUGCAAGAGGCUGGAAUGAGUUCCACAGCCCCAGCGGUAGGCUUUAAUGCACAUUCCUGCAGCCUUAUGAUCCCAUGUUGCAUCUUUGGGCAAUAACGCCCAAAGAGGGCUAAUGUUGGUUGGUUGGUUAUUGGUUUUUAAAAUAUUUUAAAGUUUUAAAUAUUUUGUUCCUGCUGUAUGUUUGUAGACUGGUCCUGACAUAUCUAGCUGUUUUAAACUGCUUUUGUCACCCAACUUUUAUUGGUGUCUUUUAUAGUAGCGUGUUGCAGAUUUUCACAAGUUGCCUUAAAUGCUGUGGUAGGGUAUAUUUUAAAAAACAAAACAAAUAAAUAAAAAUAAAAUGUUGAUAUGAACUCAGGUUCAGAUUCCCCCCCCCCAAAAAAAAUAAUGCCUGAAAAUGAAUUCAUCACUGCCACGGUUCUUCUAAAAUCUCUAUUUUUUUCUGCUGCUAUCCAGUUUUUUAAAGACAUUAAUAAAAACAGAAGAUGCAAGGUAACAAAAGAUUAGCUUGAUGAGAUUACCUCUGAUGGGAACAUUCACUCUUUGUUAUAAACAGGAGUAUUUUGUGGGUAUUUUACAAAACUGUUACAUGUGCAUAUAUUCUGUAUUGCACCUGUAUAAUCAUAUCUGACUUGUGUUAUACAGACUAACACACUAAAUCAGUUUUACAUCACUGGAUUGUUGUUGCUCCUGUUUUACUCCAGUAUUUUUGUGUAUCACCUGGGAUUUGCUUUGUUAACUCAAGUCCAGAGCCAUUAUUAGAAAUAUAUGUAUGUAUAAAUUUUGUAAACAAUUGAGUUCAACUAUUUUUAUCUCCAUUAAUCUGCUAUGACUGCCAUACAACUUUUUGUACUAUUGAAAGCCUUUUUUUAAAAAAAAUCUAUGCAUGCUAUUUUGUACUCUAAUGUAUAUUCAUAUCAGUACAUAAGCUUAUGCUUGUUGGUUUUGUUUUGUAUAGAACCGACUGAAUAUUGACAGUAUUUUUGCACUUUUCCUCUUCCUUCCUGUUUUUAUAAAGAUUUCUCCAGCAUUAAUAAUUGCCAUUUUUUUACACCUUACACUGCUUUUGUAUAAAUAUCUGCCUUUUGCAGUGAAAGUUUUAACUCAAGCUUUGUUUUGUAAAAGACUGUGCUUAGCCUUCAUAUUAUGCAAUAAAACUC
Molecule: messenger RNA, 10170 nt
Organism: Rhineura floridana
Lineage: Eukaryota; Metazoa; Chordata; Lepidosauria; Squamata; Rhineuridae
Gene: PTPN14
Product: protein tyrosine phosphatase non-receptor type 14
Exons: 20
Coding region: 880-4425 (1181 amino acids)
Biological process (GO): protein dephosphorylation; lymphangiogenesis
Cellular component (GO): cytoskeleton
Molecular function (GO): protein tyrosine phosphatase activity
Source: RefSeq, a predicted model, not a curated record